AGCAACAAGAUGUCUCUCGUAUAAUGCAUACAAAGAUAUAACAAUUUAUACUGCCACCGAAAACAAUUCGCAAAGAAUGUGGCUUCGAUCGUCAUUGGAAAGAUGUCAUCUAAGAAGUCGUAAAGUUUUUAUACCGGAUAUGAUCAUGCACAGUCCAUUUCUGUGAGAUUCGCCGAAACUUUAAACAAAGAAUUAAGCAGAGUGAUUUACAGCCGAAAUGCAGAAAAAGGACUUAAAUACGUUCCGCACCAGUACGACGCGUAUAAAGCCUUUCGAGGAGAUCUUGAUUAAGGAACGUUUGGGAACGUCAAGACCAAAUGAACCGCUUCAAGCAGUUGUUGAAAAUCAACUCAGCGAAACUGCAUUAGAAGAGCAAAACAAUAGCGUUUUAGAACGAAACAGAGCAUUACUUCAAUACACCGCCACCAUCGCUGAUUCCAAUAGCACUAAAGAUGAGUUCAAUUACGAGUUCGUUGAAGCGCUUGUAAAAGGGGGAGCUAAUAUAAAUACCGCAGAUCAAAAUGAACAGACAAUUUUUCACGAAGUGGCUCGCUCGUGGAAUACAGACGUUGCACGUUUUCUUAUAGACCUCGGUUGUGAUAUUAACAAGAAAGACCGUUUUGGACGCACUCCUUUACACGUGUCCGCCGCAGUCGAUUUCGUCGAAAUGACAGAGUUUCUUUUGGUAAACAAUGCAGACAUUAAUUCGAAGACGCACGGUGAACUCCAGGUCCCGCUCCAUUAUGCCGCAAAAAAUGGCGCCACUCGGUCACUAAAAAUGUUGUUGAGUUUCCAUGCGAAUAUCGAUGCACUUGACGCCAAGAAACGCACACCACUUCAGGUUUCUGCAGAAUGGAGUCGAGGGAAAGUUGCAAAAAUCUUGAUCGAUGAAGGAGCAUCAAGUUGCUUACUGGAUAUCACCGGUAACUCUGCUCUCUGCGUUCUAAUUGAUCGUCUGCCAAAUCUUGCAGUCGAAGCGCUGAAUCAACUGCACAGCUAUGACGUCAUAACGAUGCGUGAAUCCUAUUAUCUACAGUAUCUCGAAGCUUCACGGGAAAAAUAUGCGACGAAGAAAACAAGGACCGCGCUUGAAACGGCCGUAGCAAAUCGGAAAUACGAAGUGAUAACACAUCCGGUUAUGCAAAGAUUAGUUCGGAAAAAAUGGAAGCAGUUUGGUUGGAUGUCGACUGCAUUUGAUUUGGGUUUUCACGUUAUUUUUGGCAUCGUGUGGACCGUGUUCGCACUAGGUACGCCCGAACAGGGAGAAGAUUUCUACAGUAAAUUUUCGGAUCGGGCAUGGAAAAUCACAAUUGGUGUUGUCAUAAUUCUCAUGACUCUUUUUGAUAUUGGGAAACAGAUUCAAGCCACACUCAAAUCUCGGAGAUCCCAAAGAGACUGGGUCAGGUGGAAAAUCGAACAACUUGAAUACGACUUGAAGUUCUGCCAUCCGAGGUGGCCGCAGGAAGAAAAAUUCGUGAAGCACGAAAUAAAGAGGGUGCGCUCACUACCUCUGUUUGACGCCUACGAUGCAUGGUUCUACAUGGAUUGGGUUAUUCUGUUUUUGAUUCUUGCCACUAUCGGCACACAUUUCGUGUUGGUGUACCGGAGAACAGACGCCACGCGUUACCUCUAUACCCGGACCAUUAGCAUCGUGAAUCUCCUCGUGUGGCUGCGUCUGUUGAAGUUCGUGCGUCCAUUUAGUGGCAUCGGCACCUUGGUUUUGAUUUUAUCCGAGACUUUGGGGGAUUUUCUUAACUGGGCGUUCUUGUUCUUUCUCAUUAUGGUGCCCUUUGCAGCUUCGUUCUGGAUAAAUUUCGGUGCGAUCUCUACACAAUCUGCACGCGGGUACCAUACAACUGGAGAACUACUCUAUCGUGUUUUCCAAAUGGCUGUGGGUGAUGAUUUCAACUUGGAGAGUAUGGUCGAAAAGGACGCAGUAAUGGCGAGAAUACUUGUUGUACUUUACGUUACCGCGAUGACAAUUGUCACGUUGAAUUUACUCAUUGCGCUCCUUAGCGAGACCUUUACUCGAGUGUAUAACAACGCUGUCGCAAACACGAUUAUGCAAAGGGCCAUCAAAAUAGUCGAAUCGGAACGUAUCCUUCGAAAGCGACAGAAAUUACGCUACAGGGAGUACAUGAGGUUAAACUGCAGUCCUGAAGUUAUCAAAAUUCUGCCUGUGUCGUGGAAUGAAGGCAGGGCGAGGAAGGCAACCGAGCAGGAAAUUUGCGAAAAUCUUGUGGACUUGAAGAAUAUUCUGGAUGACCGUUUUGGUAAAAUAUAUGGCAAGGACAAGUCGUCCGAUUUUGAUUCCCUUGUAGCUGAUCUUAAAAAUGUUUGCGAACAUCAAAACGAUAUGACGAAUGAGUUAGAAGAGAUUCGCAAGAUGCUGGAUCUUCAUUCCUCCGGUAAAGGCAAAUCGCCCCGCCACAUCAGCAUAAAGGCUCCACGUUCAAGGGAUAAACGUGGUUCCCGUUCACGUGGCAGUUCACCUCCAAAAGAACAACCGAAAGGUCUUGUGUCUGCCAUCCAAGACCUUUUCCCAACCUGGUUAACCGGAAGUGUAAAAGAAAGUUCAUCGAGAGGUAAUGGACGGAAACACCGUCCAAAAGCUGCAUCGCAGACAACUGAUGGAGGGAGAGGAGAGAAGAGAAGGCGACGACGACGACGACCAAGACAAAGUUCUGAUGUGGCGGCAGCAAACAUAAGGCGAGGGGAGGGUGAGUCGCGGGAAAAUGAUUUGAGAAGAAGGGGUAGACGAAAUACUCGGGGAAAAAAGAAGUCUGUCGUUGAAGGUUAUCCUAAUCCAGGUUACGAUGGGGAGCUUGCAUGGGAUACAGUCAGUAUUGAUAGCGCAUCUUUGUAAAGCUAUUCAAUAAUGACUGAAUUUAUAUGUAUUAGAAAAUGUAUUUUAGCUUUACGUCAUAACAGCAACAAUAUUCGGAUGAAAACAAGGCAGUGCAACGAAAUAAUUUCCUUACUUUUCAUUUUGUUCACAAUAUGGAAGCAACAUUAUUAUUAUUUAUAAUUAUUAGUCUUUCAGGUUAUCUG
Molecule: messenger RNA, 3051 nt
Organism: Dendronephthya gigantea
Lineage: Eukaryota; Metazoa; Cnidaria; Anthozoa; Malacalcyonacea; Nephtheidae
Product: transient receptor potential cation channel subfamily V member 3-like
Exons: 8
Coding region: 218-2866 (882 amino acids)
Biological process (GO): calcium ion import across plasma membrane
Cellular component (GO): membrane
Molecular function (GO): protein binding; calcium channel activity
Source: RefSeq, a predicted model, not a curated record